Messenger RNA from Paramuricea clavata, 3046 nucleotides. NCBI's taxonomy places the organism in Eukaryota, Metazoa, Cnidaria, Anthozoa, Malacalcyonacea, Plexauridae. The record is from the annotation of a GenBank genome assembly.
AUGGAGAUUGAUACGGGAGCAUCGUUCUCGGUGAUUAAUGAGAAAACAUUGCAAGAAAUUAGUCGCGGUAAAGGAAAUCUUGACUUAAAACAAACUGAAAUUUCCUUACGUACCUACACUGGUGAGAAAAUAUCUCCGAAGGGAAUUACUGAAGUGGUGGUCGAAUACAAUAACCCAGUUAGUCGGUUACCCUUAUUGGUGCUGAAAGGCAAUGGUCCUAAUUUGAUUGGUCGAAAUUGGCUUGAAAACAUUUGCUUAAAUUGGACAAGCAUCAAACGACUAGCCAAGCCUAACUUAGAAGAGGUUUUAAACAAGUACGACGACUUGUUUACAGACGAAUUAGGCAAAUUGAAUGGCGUGACUGCCAAGAUUUACGUCGACCCGUCAACGAAACCGAUUUUUGUAAAGCUCAGUCGGUACCAUACACGAUAAAACCUAAGAUUGAAAAGGAACUCGAAACGCUCGAAAGACAAGGAACAAUUGAAACCGUACAGUAUUCAGAUUGGGCAACGCCAGUGGUACCAAUCAUGAAACCUGACGGAAGUGUUCGAUUGUGCGGGGACUACAAAAGGACUGUGAACAAAGUUUCCCGUUUAGAUGCCUACCCUUUACCUAAGAUCGAAGAAGUUCACAAUAAACUGGCAGGAGGGAAAACAUUCACUGAGCUCGAUUUAAGCCACGCUUACGAACAGAUGGUCCUGGACGACGCCUCGAAGGACGUGGUAACGACAAACACGCAUCGUGGUUUGUACCGGUACAACCGUCUGCCAUAUGGUGUAUCAUCUGCGCCUGGAAUUUUCCAAAGAACGAUGGAAAGUUUACUCAACGGAAUUCCAUACACUGGCAGUCUGGCAUCCUCCUUGAUAACAUUUUGAUUUCUGGACCGACGGAUGAAGAACACCUUCAGAACCUGGAAGAAGUGAUGAAGCGUCUUUCUGAAGCUGGGUUACGUCUAAAGAAGUCGAAGUGUCGCUUUAUGCAACCUACCCUCGAGUGUUUGGGUUACCGUAACGACGAAACUGGUAUUUAUCCAGUUGAAGCCAAGGUGAAAGCAGUUCAAGAAGCACCUACACCUACCAAUGUUACCGAGUUGAAAGCAUACUUGGGAUUGCUCAAUUUCUAUGGUAAAUUCUUACCAAAUCUGUCAACUGAGUUAGAGCCACUGUACCAGCUACUUCGUAAGAAUCAGAGAUGGAAAUGGAACACAGAACAAAUUCGUGCAUUUGAACGAUCUAAGACUUUGUUACAAUCUGCAGCAGUGUUAGUCCAUUAUGACCCACACAAGAAAUUAACCGUAUCCUGUGAUGCUUCACCCUAUGGUGUUGGAGCGGUUUUAUCUCAUGAGAUGCCAGAUGGGAGUGAACGACCGAUUGCUUUUGCAUCGCGAACAUUGACAUCUGCCGAAAAGAAGUAUUCUCAGCUGGAUAAAGAAGGAUUGGCUAUGGUAUUUGCGGUCAAGAAAUUCCACCAAUUUCUAUAUGGCCGACAUUACACUAUUUACACUGAUCACAAGCCAUUACUUGGAAUUUUCAAAUGUGAGAAACCCGUACCAUUAAUGGCAUCCGGCCGAAUUCAACGAUGGGCUUUGACUUUAGCAGCGUACGAGUAUGACCUGAUAUAUCGUCCUGGUAAAGAAAACGGAAAUGCAGAUGCUCUUAGCAGACUACCUUUGAAAAUUGAGCCCAAGUCUACACCAAUACCACAAGAAGUAGUAAAUUUGGUGGACCACCUCAAUCAAAGUCCAGUGGAUGCUUUGAAGAUCAAACAGUGGACCUUGCGAGACCCCGUACUAUCACGAGUACUUAAGUUUACACUUCAAGGGUGGCCAUCGCAAGUGAAUGAUGAGAACAUUAAGCCUUACCUCACACGAAAAGACGAGAUUAGUGUUCAAGAUGGAUGUCUGUUAUGGGGAUCGCGGGUAGUGGUUCCUCCCAAAGGAAGAACGGACGUCCUGAAUCUUUUACACGAUACUCAUCCGGGAAUGUCACGAAUGAAAAGUUUAGCUCGUGGACAUGUUUGGCGGCCAGGAAUCGAUAAAGAAAUAGAAGAAAAGGCAAAGAAAUGUUCAACAUGUCAAGUACACCAGAGGACACCCCAAAGAGUACCUUUACAUCCCUGGGAAUGGCCACAUCGACCAUGGUCCCGUAUCCAUAUCGAUUAUGCAGGCCCUUUUAUGGGCAAGAUGUUUUUACUGAUAAUCGAUGCUCACUCGAAAUGGUUGGAUAUUCACAUAACCAACUCGUGCAAUACUCAGUCAACGGUCGAGAAACUCCGCAUCACAUUUGCAAAUCAUGGAUUACCGGAGAUGGUAGUUUCUGAUAAUGGUCCAGCUUUCGUGAGCAAGAAAUUCGAGGAAUUCAUGAAAAAUAAUGGAAUUCGACAUGUAAAAUCUGCCCCUUAUCAUCCUUCAACGAAUGGCUUAGUCGAAAGAGCUGUGCAAACGUUCAAGAAAGCGAUGAAGAAGCAGAGUGGAACUUUGCAAACUCGUUUAUCUCGAUUCCUAUUUAAGUAUAGAACCACACCGCAUACCACUACAGGUAUAUCGCCCGCGGAAUUAAGAUGGGGAACCAAGUUACGAUCACACUUGACAUUAUUACAGCCAGAUGUUGGGAAAACUGUACGUUAUGCUCAACAUAAGCAGAAGAGACAUUGUGAUGAACACGUAAGACAGCGUUCAGUCUCCAUUGGUGACGAUGUUUUCGUGAGAAAUUAUUCAAACCCGAAGUUUCCAUGGACUGCUGGAAAAGUCGUUGAGUCUACGGGCCCAAUUUCUGCGAAAGUUGCAUUAGAUGAUGGAAAAAUGGUACGACGUCAUCAGGACCAAAUAAGUUCCUCGAGCACUAAAGAUUCGAGUAUUAUUGCUCCCGAAGAAAUUCAAGAAAGUAAUACUUCCACAGAGGAAACUCAAGCUCCUGAAACUCAAGCUCCUGAAACUCAAGCUCCUGAAACUCAAGCUCCUGAAACUCAAGCUCCUGAAACUCAAACUCGACGUUAUCCGACGAGAGAAAGGAGAAGACCCAAGAAACUAGACGAUUAUGAACUUUGA